Messenger RNA from Megalobrama amblycephala (Wuchang bream), 1847 nucleotides. RefSeq lists its product as uncharacterized. The coding region runs from base 119 to 1774 and encodes 551 amino acids. Lineage: Eukaryota; Metazoa; Chordata; Actinopteri; Cypriniformes; Xenocyprididae. The transcript has a single exon. Gene Ontology annotation, molecular function: GTP binding. The record is from RefSeq and is a predicted model, not a curated record.
CACAAGCAGUAAAGCCACGAAAAAAGACCAAAGCAAUGGAAAGGGCUCAAGUGUUGCAAAUACUAUAAAGAACAAUUGGAGCAGAAAAAUAGACGAUGGAAGCAAUGAAAACUUGCCAAUGUUUAAACUCAACCUGGAUGAAACAUGGCAGAACAGUGAUGGAUUUUGCAGAAGCAGCACAUUUGGGAAAAAGACAGUAAAAGAGAACAAGACCAUUAUGAUGAUCGGAGCCACAGGAGCAGGAAAAACCACUCUAAUUAACAGCAUGAUCAACUACAUUCUUGGAAUGCAAUGGAAAGAUGACUUCCGGUUUGUGUUAAUAGAUGAAGGGAAGCAGAAAUCUCAGGCUGAAAGUCAGACUUCAGAGAUCACGGCAUAUCAAAUCAAUUACAUGGAUGGUUUCCAGAUUCCGUAUUCUCUGACUAUUGUGGACACACCAGGCUUUGGUGAUACCAGAGGAAUUUCACAUGACCAGAAAAUCACAAAGCAAAUUCAUGAGUUGUUUUCUGCCCAUGGAGGGAUCGAUUGCAUUGAUGCCGUGUGUUUUGUAGUACAGGCUUCUCUUGCCCGUCUGACACACACACAGAAAUACAUCUUUGACUCCAUUCUUUCCAUAUUUGGGAAGGAUAUUGCUGAAAACAUCCUUGUGAUGGUCACCUUUGCAGAUGGGAAAACACCUCCAGUUCUUGAGGCCAUCACAGUCUCCCAGGUGCCCUGUUCCACCACUAACUCUGGAGAGCCUCUUCACUUCAAGUUCAACAACUCUGCUGUGUUUGCUACCAAUAAUCAAUCUGCAGCAGAUGACUGUGACAACUUUGACCAAAUGUACUGGAAGCUGGGAUGUUCUAGCAUGAAAAAAUUCUUCGAAUCCCUCAACAAGUUGGAAACCAAGAGCUUGUCUCUGACACGCGAGGUCCUAAAAGAGCGGCAACAGCUGGAAGUGCUUGUGGAAGGUCUCACGCCCCAAAUCAAUGUUGGUCUGACAAAACUGGAUGAAAUCAAGAAGACAAAAGCUGCUCUGGAGCAACACAAAGCAGAAAUGGAUGCUAACAAGAAUUUUGAAUAUGAAUUAGAAGUAACUGUCCCCAAAAAGAUGGAAAACAACACUGGCUACUACUUAACCAACUGCCAAAUGUGUCAAUACACAUGUCAUGGGGCAUGCAGUCGUGCAGAUGACAAAGAUAAGUAUUUGUGCAAAGUCAUGAAAGAUGGAAAGUGUACGGUCUGUCCUGGAAAGUGUGCUUGGAGUGUUCACUAUAAUCAGAAAUACAAAUGGAAUUAUGUCACAGAAAAGACAAAGGAAACUUAUCAGGAUUUAAAAAAGCGAUAUGAGGAUGCACAUGGAAAGGUCAUGUCAAAAGAAAAGAUCUUUGAAGAGCUUGAAAAGGAGUUUCAGGUUGUCCAGUAUAUUGUGGCCAUACUAAUAGAAAAAUCUCAGAAGACCUUGGAGCAUCUGCAGGAAAUUGCCCUCAAGCCCAAUCCUCUGUCCACCCCUGACUACAUUGAUCUGAUGAUUGAGUCUGAGAAAGAAGAAGCCAAACCUGGAUUUCUAGAUCGCAUUCGGUCUCUAAAAGACGUCAGGAAGAAGGCAGAGAUCAUCAGUAAGGUUAACAAAGGAGAAGUGCUUCCAGAGGAUUUGAAAAUGUACAAACCUGAAAUAACAAACAAAGAAACAGCCUUUGAUGCAAGAGUCCUGUUAGGUAUGGCAAAGAAUUUUUUUCAAGAAACAGCAUCUACGUUUCAAGAAAAAGUGUGCAAUGUAUUACAUCUUUAGUACUUUAUCUACAGUUACUGUAACUAUAAACUAAACAUUUGGUUUUGUUGUAAAGAUGCUCUGCAUGCAUAUA